This is a messenger RNA of Podospora anserina S mat+, 933 nucleotides long. RefSeq lists its product as uncharacterized. Bases 1 to 933 code for a protein of 310 amino acids. The transcript is spliced from 3 exons. Gene Ontology annotation, molecular function: oxidoreductase activity. The record is from RefSeq and is a predicted model, not a curated record. Lineage: Eukaryota; Fungi; Ascomycota; Sordariomycetes; Sordariales; Podosporaceae.
AUGGGAUCCAACAGCACCAACAACUUCAACGCCGCCUCGCUCUUCAGCGUGGAGGGUAUGGUCGCCGUCAUCACCGGCGGCGGAACUGGCAUCGGUCUCACUAUGGCCCAAGCCCUCGCCGCCAACGGCGCCUCCAAGAUCUACCUCCUCGGCCGCCGUAAAUCCGUCCUCGACACCGCCGCCCUUCAGAACCCCUCCGUCUUCAUUCCCAUCCAAUGCGACGUCACCUCUGCGUCAUCCCUCCAGUCCGCAGUCGAUAUCAUUACUGAGCAGUCCGGAUUCGUCAACCUCUUCGUUGCCAACUCCGGCGUGCUUGGACCCACUAACGGGUUUGACCCCUCCAUGUCCCUGUCGGAGAUUCGGCAGAAGAUGUUCGAUGAGAAGACAAUGAGCGCAAUGACGGAUUGUUUGAAUGUUAACGUUACGGGUGCGUUUUUCAGCAUUGUGGCGUUUUUGGAACUCUUGGAUAUGGGGAAUAAGAAUGCGGUUGAAGGGAAGGGAAGUAAGGUCUUUGGACGGAGUGAUAAGCAGGGGAGUGAUGUGCCGAGUGUGCAGAGUCAAGUUAUUGUUACUAGUAGCAUUGCUGCUUUCAGUCGUCACCCAGCGUCCAAGCCGGCAUACGCGGCGGGUAAGGCGGCGGUUUUGCACCUUGCCAAGCAGGCCAGCUCGAAUUUGGCGAGGUUUGGGAUUCGGGUGAAUGCGCUUGCACCUGGAUUGUUCCCAUCUGAGCUCGCGUCCGGGCUGAUUGGAAGUCGAGACCCCGGCACUGAAUCCAGCGACGAACCGCGGUUCAUUCCCGCCAAAAGAUUUGGCGGGGAGGAGGAGAUGGCGGGCACGAUAUUGUAUCUUGCCAGCCGCGCUGGAAGUUACUGCAACGGUAUGGUGCUCGUGAACGAUGGGGGCCGGUUGGCUGUCAUGCUUGGGAGCUACUGA